Molecule: messenger RNA, 2154 nt
Organism: Vanessa tameamea
Lineage: Eukaryota; Metazoa; Arthropoda; Insecta; Lepidoptera; Nymphalidae
Gene: jeb
Product: jelly belly
Exons: 4
Coding region: 367-942 (191 amino acids)
Biological process (GO): positive regulation of MAPK cascade
Cellular component (GO): terminal bouton
Molecular function (GO): protein binding; transmembrane receptor protein tyrosine kinase activator activity
Source: RefSeq, a predicted model, not a curated record
ACGCCUGCCGCCUGCCUCCAGUAGCUGCCUGCCGCCGCGCCAGUCGCACGUCCCGGUACGACCUGUCCCGAGUACCGCUCUCCCAGUGCCGCCGCAGCCUCGCCGCCUCGCGACACGCCGUCCGUGCCACCGCGCUGCCGGCAUAACAAACUAACGCACGGUGUCCUUUCUAUACAUAGUGUUUCAUCACUUUACACCGGGACCGCAUCAAGCCGCGCUCGCAUUCACAUUCCUGUGAUCAAGGAAGACGAACAUAAAGAAAUUCUAAGUAAUAGAAUCUACCUAUCUACUAGUGGAGGAGUUUGAAUAAUGUGGUCGGGCACGCGCCCGGUGGGUGUCCACGUCGGGCAGUGUACUUAGUAGCGGAUGCGUGUGUGGUGGCGGGCGCGGGCGGCGGUGAUCAUGCGGGUGUGCUGUGUGACCACUGUGCUGGCAGCGUUGGCGCUGCAAACGGUGGCCGAACCGGCGCCGCGCCGCUUCUCAACCGAGUGGCGCGGCGGCCGUGAACUGCAAAUACGUUCACGACCAUUGCAUGAGAUCUUUGAGCCGGAUACACCUACAACAGAGACGGAACGAACCUACGUACAACAUCAGCCUAUGCACAAGGACCGACGCAGGAUGCGUAACAAUAAACGAGCGCCGCACUUACCUGCCGAGCUCGCAAGCCAAAUGAUGUUACGCGCCUCGCGUUCCGGUCGACCUUACGAUGUUCCUCAAAUAGAAUGUCCGCCAGCGGCUGACGGAAUGGAACGAUUUGCUUGUCCAACUCCGGACAGGCAGGGUCGCUAUCGCUGUAUCGAUGAUCACGUACUUUGCGACGGGUUCAUCGACUGUCCUAACGGUGAAGAUGAGGAUCGACAAGCGUGCAUGUUUUAUAAAACGACAAAAGCCCACCUAGAUGUUCUGGCCGACGCGCUCCUGCGGUGGGCGCGCGGCCGUUAAGUGAAGCACCCCUACCGGACCCUGAACCUGCAGAGCUGACCUUAAUACAUUCCAACGGCGCUGCACAAAUAGACUGACAAUUAAUCGGAAAUGUGCAACCGCGUUCAGUGAAUUCCCAUUAGAAGUAUUUGGACGCAACCAGUCAUAUUAACUAGGAAAUGCGAUGAGCGUAAUGAAACAUAUCAAGUAGUGGUGCAAUCUGACAAAAACAUAACCACUUAAAGUGUAGUGUAAGGAUUCCGUCAGCGGACUGAUCCGAAACUGAAAACGAUAGGAACCGUUGUAAUGCGUGAGCGCGGAAUGUACGAAUAACAUGUCAUCGAGAGUAAGCUAGUAAUGCGACCUGGUUACGUCCUAAUAAUCUCUCUGCAGCUGAUUUAUUUCUCAUUUCGUACCUUCUAGCACUUAUUAAACUAAAAUGUGAGACUGGUAGUCGACAUUGUUAGUCGGUAGAACUUACAUAAUAUACAUAAAUAAAUAUUUUAGAAAUUAUAAUUCUUCAUUUGACGAAAAAUAAAUGUUAUUAUGUAUCUAUCGUUAAAGUAUUUAUUCACUCAAUCUAUUUAUUCUAUAUUAAGUUAUUUAAUUCCUUAUUAUGAGGGUUGUAAAGUAAAUAAGAGAUCGGUAAAUAUGUGUAUAUAGCUAAACCUAAUGAAAUAUUUGUGUUACAAUUAUUCGGCCUAUUUUUCGAAAACGGUGACUGUUUUCAAUACUAAAAUACUUUUGUGAGCAGUCACCGAAUGCAAGACUUAUUUUCAUUUUGUCAUAUUAUAUAAUAUGUUAGUAUCAUGAAAAUAUGUGAAAACAAACCUUUGAAACGAAGCGACUUCAUUCAGGCAGCUAAUAAUAUAUUUAAAUAAUCCUAUAAAUUCAAUAAAUUAUCCAUUGUUUUAUGUAUUUAUGUGUGUAUUUAUAAAUUAUGUAGAAUUUCAAAUAAUUAGCAUAAAAAGCUAUGACUGAAAGAUCUCCUUAGAAUAAUUUGCCGAAGAAGUCUGAGUUAUUAUAUCGAGUCUUUAGUAUUACUUCUUAUUUGUACUUACGUUCAGAAAUUUGCGAUAUAAAAUUAUUUUAUAUUUUGCAAUUCUCAAACAACGCAUUUAUGUUUUAAGAUUUAUAAAAUAAUUGAAUUUAAACAAUUACUGCAUGUGCAUUAAACGAUAAAAUUCAAUGGCGAAUUUAAUAAAUGAUUUAUUUAUUUUAUAACUUAAUAAU